GUAGCAACCUACUAGCUCAGUUCCAUUGUGAUUGGCAAACAACCCACUAUGAAGAUCAUUUUGGUUCUGACUUUGAUCUACAUAGCGGUCGCUACUGCCGUACCCCGCCGAACGUACGACAACGAUCACCAGCAUAAACGAUCGACACCGCCCAAGAAUCCUGCUGAACCCCUGGGCUACACGGAAGCGGAGACGACUUCGGAGUACUGGCGCCAAGUAGCACGCAACAUCCUUGCAUCUAAGCUGACCGAAACGCCCGUACUGACCAAACCGAAGAACGUAGUCUUGUUCAUUGGUGAUGGCAUGUCGGCGCAAACAAUCGCUGCCACCCGGAUGUACCUCGGCAACGAAAACAAGAUGCUCUCGUUCGAGGAAUUUGUCAACUUGGCUACGGUCCGAACCUACUGCGUCGAUCAACAGGUAGCCGAUUCGGCGUGUACAGCAACUGCUUUGUUUUCCGGUGUUAAGACGAACCACGGAAUGAUAAACGUUCCGUCAGAGGUUCCAUUCAACAGCUGUGGAUCUACUGGAGAGAUCGUCGGUUUGUUGAAGUGGGCUCAGGAGAGCGGUUUAGCUACGGGAAUGGUAACUACGGCACGUGUCACAGACUCCACGAUGGCCGCUGCCUACGCAAGUGUGACCAACGAUGGCUGGGAAGAUGAUUCGUACGUGAGGGCAGAUGGGUGUGAUCCAACUAAGGAUCCAGAUAUCGCUCAGCAGUUGGUUUAUGGAGACGUGGGACGUAAUUUGAAGGUCGUAUUGGGUGGAGGCCGCAGACAUUUCAUCCCAUCAACAAUGACUGACGAAGAAGGUAAGCACGGAUCCAGAUCAGAUGGACGGAAUUUGAUUAGCGAGUGGAAAGAACUACAUCCGGAGGGGGAAUACGUGUGGAACCGAACAAGUUUGAGGUCAGUUAGCUUCAGCAGAACCGAGCGAUUGCUGGGAUUGUUCGAAAGUAGUCACUUGAAGUACCGCUUGGAGGUACUCGAGCAAGGUUCCCAGAUGACCGAGCCGAAUUUGCCGGAUAUGGUGGCGAUUGCGUUGCGAAUGUUGAACCAGCACAAUGAUGGGUACUUUUUGGUGGUAGAAGGAGGCAGAAUUGAUACGGCUCAUCACGAGACCAGACCCCGAUUAGCACUUGAGGAAACCGCAGAAUUCUCACGAGCGGUUGAUUUGGUGCGUACUUUGACUCGAGAGGACGAUACGUUGAUUGUGGUCACGGCUGACCAUGGACACACCAUGACCUACAAUGGAUAUCCGAGCCGAGGAAGUGAUGUUUUGGGCAUUGCUGGUUUGAGCGAUGAGGAUGGCCUUCCCUACACUACCUUAAGUUAUGCGAAUGGGCCAGGAUAUUACACCACCUACAAAGAGGAAAACCGUGGUGAACGUGUAGACAUUAGUAAAAUAAAUUUUAAAGAUUUCCGUACACAGUAUCCGGCAACUGUUCCCCUGGACGAGGCCACGCACGGCGGUGAAGAUGUCCCAGUAUAUGCCCGAGGUCCCAUGGCGCAUCUCUUCCGAGGAAACAUGGAACAAAGCGCCGUUCCACAUCUGAUCGCCUACGCAGCCGAAAUAGGAAGGUUUCGAAAAUAGAUUUAAGUUCAACUAAUUUAUUGUAGAUUAAGUCAAAAAGUUUUAUAUUGAAUAUUGAAUUCUCAAAAAAUUAAAAGUUA
Messenger RNA from Aedes aegypti (yellow fever mosquito), 1673 nucleotides. RefSeq names its product membrane-bound alkaline phosphatase. The coding region runs from base 49 to 1593 and encodes 514 amino acids. Lineage: Eukaryota; Metazoa; Arthropoda; Insecta; Diptera; Culicidae. The record is from RefSeq and is a predicted model, not a curated record. Gene Ontology annotation, biological process: dephosphorylation. The transcript is spliced from 2 exons. Gene Ontology annotation, molecular function: alkaline phosphatase activity.